Messenger RNA from Opisthorchis viverrini, 1656 nucleotides. RefSeq lists its product as hypothetical. The record is from RefSeq and is a predicted model, not a curated record. The annotation marks the transcript as partial. Gene Ontology annotation, biological process: transmembrane transport. The transcript is spliced from 11 exons. Lineage: Eukaryota; Metazoa; Platyhelminthes; Trematoda; Opisthorchiida; Opisthorchiidae. Gene Ontology annotation, molecular function: transmembrane transporter activity.
AUGGUCAACCUAUGUUUAGCCAAUAUGACUCCAUACAUAUACAGUUACGUGAGAGCUCGAGUGGACCCGAAUGCAGAUAAAAAGCUUACAAUCUGGUUAUCGGCGAUCGCGCUGGUUAUGCAGGGCGUUAUGAUGCCCAUUGGUGGCCUUGUUUCUCAGAAAAUUGGUUUCCGUCCGGUCGUUGGAAUUUCGUGCGUAGUUCAUAGUGGAUCCGUACUGCUGACAUACGUUACCGUUUUGAGGUCCUACACAGGAGUCAUUUUGACCUACGCACUAGUUCAAGGUGCUGGGUUUGGAUUUGGUUACUCCGUAAUUUUUGGUGUGGCGACUGGAUGGUUUCCAACCCGGCGCCCACUAAUAUUUGGACUGGUUGUUGGUGGUUUCGGUUUGGGUGCUCUGAUCUUCACUCCAAUACAAAUGUCUUUCAUCAACCCGGAUAAUAUCCCCACGGUUAACGGCUCAUCAGCAGUGUAUCCCAUGUCUCCAUGUAUCCAGUGUUUAUCCCAUGGGUGUGAACAUUUGAUGUGCGAGGUGAGCGUGUUACCAAUGAGUCACCAGCGCACAUUGGACUCACCCGAAUUUUUAUGUCUGAACAGCAAUCUGUUGGACCACGUUGAGUUACGCGCAAACUCCGAAAGUCAAAUCGUUCAAAUGGAGGUUUAUCUACAAAUGCGGUACUAUAAAUACAAUAGUAAAAUAAUAAAACUGUACAAACCUGAAAUCAACUGCUUAUUACUAACGGACCCCAAAGUCCACACCGACUCAAAGCCACGUGUUUACAAGAUAGCGAAACAACAUAUUGACUUAAACAACACGUCCGAUGACAAGGUCAAAGAACGGUUUAUGUUCAGGAGAUUCGUGGACGACAGUGUGCUCAACCGCCUACCGAAAUGCUUUCUACUCUGUGGUGGAGUUCUGCUGGGGAUACAAAUAAUCGGGUUUUGUUUAAUGCAACAGAGACCUUCAAAGGUGAGAUCAACACUCAUGCAUGACAUAAAACCCGGAGAAGAAGAAGAAAUAAGGGUCGAGGAAGAAGAAAUUGAAAAUAUUUCUACCUCCUAUGGCUUAUUCUGCUAUUUGCGGCCAUUCCAAUCACCAUUAUCGCAUCCGCAUAUAAGGCAAGUGUCCAGCUGCGACAACACAUCCUUUCUUAUCGCCUUGUCCACCAAAUGCAUUUUCACUAGCCGUCAGACCCUUUAUCUUUCUCGACUACAGCUAUUCGGACAAGCUUACAUCACCGAUGAUCGUUUUCUGUCCGCUGUUGCAACCGUUUCGUCUGCGUUCAACUCGGGUGGUAGAAUCUUUUGGGGUUUAGUCGUCGACAAGUUUUCAUUCAAGCUCCCUCUGUGCAUCUUACUGUCGAUUUGGGCAGUGGUCCUGGUCACUUUUCCCCAUUUAUAUCUUGCCGGCGGAACAGCCCUCCGAAUUCUUUAUGUCAUUUGGGUUUGCCUACUGUGGUUCAGUUUGAGCGGUGUGUUAACCAUCAUACCGUCCGCAACGGCUAUACUAUUUGGUCAGAAGAACGUUGCGACAAACUAUGGAGUCGUGUACAGUGCAUUCUCUUUUGGGAGCUUGUUGUGUGGCAUUUUCCAAACGUUUCUUCCGGAGCAGCCUUACGUAGUUCAGUUCUCAACGUGUUUUGUUCUGGUAACUGGA